AUGCACUGCCAAAACCUACAAACAUUACCAAACGAUGCCCAUUAUGCCAUUGCUGAGUUUCUGACAGGUAACGAUCUCACAGCUUUAAGUCAAGUCUCAAAAGCCCUCAGAACAAUUUACAAUCCACUUUCUUUCACUCAUACAAUCGCUUCAUCAUCAUCAUCCUCUAAACAUCCUUCUUCAUCCACUACAAAAUCACGAUCUGUCCCUUCAAAAGCCCUCACAUCUCCAAAAUCAUACACCUCUUGGUUUUGUCCACAAUCUAUCAUUCACCUAGCAAUCACAGAACAUCUCAUAGAAUCCCUACCAAAUUCGACCCAACUAAGCUAUAACUUCCCAGCUCUUGUUGCCAUCCAGUUGCUUCCUGAAAACGACCACCCCCAUCUCUCAGCCCACACCGUCGUUUCCUUCGCAAAAACCAAAACCAAUACCAACAACACCAACACCAAUAACACUACAACAACCCUUACUCUUAAGCCUACCCAAAAUACCCUCCCGGUCGUCUUCACUGCUGCAACACCAGUCCGUGUGACGGGCAAGCCGCAGCCCCCCCUUCCUCUUCUUUCAAAUGACGCCGCGGCUUUUGCCCACAUUGCUCACAUUGCACUCGACCUCGGCUGGGCGGAUCUGCCUGGUCUGGUAUCGUUACAAUCCUUGUUACCAUUAUCGCAACAUGUCCAUACUCUCACUCUAAAGGCCAUUGAACCAAGACUCUUUGCGGGGGUGCUGGCUGCAAUCCCCUCUUGCUGGCCCAACAUUGAAACCUUACGCGUCGCAUUGCUCGUGUGCUGGCGCAAAGAAAAUAUCCGCAUAGAAGCAGCCAUCCAACAUAUUCCGAAUAUCCCUAAAUCUAUCCCUAACGUUGUCCUUAGCUUGGACCCUCUUCACGAUGAUGACGACCAUCCCCCCCCACUUAUGCUCGAUUUUGAUCGUGCCGCCCAGCUCCCCGAUAGCCAGAUUGUGCGAGCGCCGGCCGUCUCGCACGUUAUUAUGAACGAGUGUAUCGGAACAAAGGGUGAUACUACCCCAGUCGCCACUUCCUCUUCUACUAUCCCCUCCCGCCGUAAUGCAAUUGAGUUCCCCGGCCUGCGUGCUCUCCAACUGACUCUUGGUGUACCUUGGAACCGCAUGUCUACAGCCGCUUGCUCGGCCCAUACCCUUACCACCCUCUACUUGAGAACCAACCCCAAUUCCCAUAAACUGCAUCAAGAAUGCUUGUUUUGGCUGCUAGAUGAUUUCCGAGAGUUUACAAACCUCCAAAGACUUGCCAUUUCUUUUGCAUCUGCAGGCUCUGUUAAAGGCAACCCGCUCGCAGACUUUUCACCAUAUUUUGCCUGCAUCCGCAAACAUUAUACAUCAAGUAACGAACCACCAAACAAAAAAUGGCUCACAGAAAUCCUUAACGAUUCCAUAGACUGGGCUGCUCGACCUACCCUUGCCGAUUGGCUCCAAUCUCUUCUUAUUUCGUUUGCUGGCAAACCAGACCGUGCAGUAGUUAUGAUGUUGCCCAUGUUCCGCAUGCUUGCCAAAUCUCCUGCCGAAUUUCGUGCAAUGACCCGCACAUUUCUUCUCGAGGCUUUUGCAGAAAAGUGUCUACACGGUCUACCUCGCCUCGAGUAUCUUGCCGUUGAUUUUGGCUCAGAUAUCGGGGUAGUUUCUCCUGGCAUGACACGCCUUGUCAAUUACCAUACAGGACUCAAGCAGAUGCUGGUCCAAGAAACUCUUCUUGAUGGUGAAAGUAUGGUUUUUGAACAUCACGAACCACAUAUGGCUACAGUCUUGGGAGGAACUAAUAAACCAAGCUCUUUGGUUGCACAAACUGUCGUUGAUAUGGAACAAAAACGAACAUUCACACAACCCUUUUUCACAACUCUACCCGCGACUGAAUCUUCGAUUUGCGCGCAAAGUAAUUUCUUUGUUCAAAACUUUGACUCUGUCUUUUCUGAUGAAUCAUUUUCAGGAUGGUUAUAA
Molecule: messenger RNA, 1971 nt
Organism: Magnusiomyces paraingens
Lineage: Eukaryota; Fungi; Ascomycota; Dipodascomycetes; Dipodascales; Dipodascaceae
Exons: 1
Coding region: 1-1971 (656 amino acids)
Molecular function (GO): protein binding
Source: RefSeq, a predicted model, not a curated record